Messenger RNA from Pocillopora meandrina, 332 nucleotides. Lineage: Eukaryota; Metazoa; Cnidaria; Anthozoa; Scleractinia; Pocilloporidae. The record is from the annotation of a GenBank genome assembly.
AUGUAUGUUGACAACCCUCAAGGACCACAGCUGGUUACCAAUAUACAGAAGUUCAUCUUUACAGAUAAAGUGAGAGUUUUUGUGACCUGCUAGAUCCACAGUUGUAAAAAGAAAAUGCCAUAUACAAUUGGAUCUCCUGUCUUCACAUAUGCCCAAGUAAUGUGGCACAUGCCAGAAAGUCAAAGGGGUGAAAAAGGGUGCUACCGCUUGAGUAUGUGUUCAAAUUUAAGCGAAACAAGUAUGGCUUACAGCCUUUAAUGAUGUGAUGGAGUAUUAAUUUACUAGUUAAAGUACACUUAUCAAUUAAUGACAUUUCCAAUAAAUCAAAGUAG